AUGGCCUACCUCCACCAGUACGACUACAUCUUCGCCAUCUGUCUCCUCUUCUCGGCUCUUGACGCUUACAACAUUGGUGCCAACGAUGUCGCCAACUCGUUCGCCACUUCGGUCUCGUCCAAGUCUCUUACCAUGACUCAGGCCGUCAUCCUCGCCGGUAUCUGCGAGUUCCUUGGCGCUGUCCUUGUCGGUGCCAAGGUCGCCGGCACCAUCAAGAACGGUAUCAUCUCGCUCUCGGCCUUCAAGGGCAACGCCGGCAUUGAGAUGCUCGCCUUCACCUGCGCUCUUGCUUGCUCGGCUACCUGGCUCAUGAUCGCCACGCGCAACUCGUGGCCCGUCUCGACCACCUACUCGCUCGUCUCUGCCCUCGCCGGUGUCGGUGUCGCGCUUAACGGCCCCAAGGCCGUCCAGUGGGGCUGGAACAACGGCAAGGGUCUCGGCACAAUCUUUGCCGGCAUGGCCAUCGCCCCCUCCAUCGCCGCCGGCUUCGGUGCCACCGUCUACCUCCUCACCAAGUACAUUGUCCUUGUCCGCAAGAACGCCAUCAAGUGGGGUCUCGCCGUCGCCCCCGUCUACUUCUUCACCGUGACCGCCGUCCUCACCAUGUCGAUCGUGUACAAGGGCUCGCCUUCGCUCAAGCUCGACAAGCUCCCUAAGACCACGAUCGCCCUCGCCAUCGUGCUCACCUCGCUGGUUGUCGCCAUCCUCUCCACCAUCUUCUGGAUGCCCUACGUCUACUGCAAGGUCGUCCGCAAGGACCACACCCUCAAGUGGUACCACUUCUUCCUCGGCCCUCUCCUCUGGAGCCGCAAGGCCCCCGACGCCCCCGCCGACGCCGACCACCAGUUCGUCCCCGACUACCGCAUCCACACCAACGGCGGCCACGACUCGGCCGCUGCCGCCCCCGCUACCCGCACCUCGUCGAACGGCACUGAGGGCCACCUCGAGUCCGAGGAGAAGGUCAAGGACCUCGAGGCCGGCUCUGCCGACCAGCCCAUCCGCCGCAACGUCCCCCUUGCCGAGGUCGAGCAGAAGGACGUCAAGUACGGCUUCCGUAACCCCGCCCCUCUUGAGGGCCUCUUCAUCCUCCCCUCCAACCUCUGGAAGAUCGUCUCGCAGUGGAUUCCCUACUACCUCACCCGUGGUAUUCUCUUCGACGUUCACGCCGCCCAGGUCGGCCAGGGUGCCGAUGGUGAACGCAUCCACGAAAUGCACGCCUCGGCCACCGUCUACGACAACGAGAUUGAGCACAUGUACUCGUUCCUCCAGGUUCUCACUGCUUGCACCAACUCGUUCGCCCACGGCUCCAACGAUGUCGCCAACGCCGUCGGCCCCUUCGCCGCUGUCUACUACGUCUGGUCGGAGGGUGUCAUCACCCCCAAGGACACCCCUACCCCCACCUGGAUUCUCGCCUUUGGUGGUAUUUGGAUUGUCAUCGGUCUCGCUACCUACGGUUACAACAUCAUGAUGGCCCUCGGCAACCGUCUUACCAUGCACUCGCCCUCGCGUGGUUUCUCGAUGGAGCUCGGCUCGUCCAUCACUGUCCUCCUCGCCUCGCAGUACGGUAUCCCCGUCUCCACCACCAUGUGCAUUGCCGGUUCGACCGCUGGUGUCGGUAUCUGCUCGGGUGGCUUCAAGGCCGUCAACUGGCGCGCGUUCGGCUGGAUUCUUCUCGGUUGGGUUCUCACCGUCCCCAUCGCCGGUACCGCUGCCGGCUGUCUCCUCGCCCUCUUCAUCAACGCCCCUCACUGGUAA
Vanrija pseudolonga is the source of this 1755-nucleotide messenger RNA. RefSeq names its product Phosphate-repressible phosphate permease pho-4. Bases 1 to 1755 code for a protein of 584 amino acids. Gene Ontology annotation, cellular component: membrane. The record is from RefSeq and is a predicted model, not a curated record. NCBI's taxonomy places the organism in Eukaryota, Fungi, Basidiomycota, Tremellomycetes, Trichosporonales, Trichosporonaceae. The transcript is spliced from 2 exons. Gene Ontology annotation, biological process: phosphate ion transmembrane transport.